AUGGCGGCAGAGUCUCGUACUCCGCCGAGAAAAUCUGGCUUGGGCUUCCGCGUCCCAAGAGACGACACCGCUGAGCGUCUUCUCGACCCUCUUGAACAGCUUGACCCGAAGCCCAAGUUCACCGCCAACAUUUCCAUCAUCCAAUUCAUCCGCCUAGUGGUCAUCCCGCUGGCCAUUACUGACACGGUCCUCAUCGGAGUAUACUGCGACGGCCAUGCGGGGUGGGCAGUCUUCUUUGGGUCAUGGACCCUUUCGCUCAUCCUCUGGUCCGCUUUCCAGUUUAUCCGAGGAGUUUCCAAGUCGUCGCAACGGUUCGAGUUUCAGCUCGGCCAAUUCGCGUGCUGGUGUGGACGAGUCAACAGCAGCGGGAUUACAUCACGGCAGCAGCGUCCCUACCCUGUCAUGUUUGCCGACUUUGUCUUCUGUGUGCUGUUCAUCAUCUUGAGCGUCGUCGCCUUUGAGACCGAUAUCUGGAGUUACGACUGGUACUGGGACGAGCGUAGCAUUCAGAUCGGAGCUAUAAGCAUUACCUUGACCUGCCUACAAUUCGCCGUUGCUGUGUUGAACUUCUUUUCCCUUUGCCGAAAGAUGAGGAUCAUGAUCUUCGCCACCGAGCAUGAGGACCGAGCCGAUUCCGUUCUCGGGGUUGGCGAGAUCUAUACCGAUGACCAGUCGGAGCCACGAACGUCUGUCGCGUCUCUCGUCUAA
This is a messenger RNA of Ilyonectria robusta, 708 nucleotides long. RefSeq lists its product as uncharacterized. Bases 1 to 708 code for a protein of 235 amino acids. The transcript is spliced from 2 exons. NCBI's taxonomy places the organism in Eukaryota, Fungi, Ascomycota, Sordariomycetes, Hypocreales, Nectriaceae. The record is from RefSeq and is a predicted model, not a curated record.